GUGUGUGAACAUUGGCAAAGCGCUCGCUUCUCUCCAUAGAGCAGUUACUCUGAGCCACAGCUGCACCAAGAAGAUACACAUCUCUACUCACAGCAGUCAACACAGACUCACCAGAUGCUCGUGUUCUUUUCAAACCUGAGCACUUUUUUCCGCGGUAUCUCUUUAUUGUAAGACGACUGAGGUAAAGGUUCAUAUAAAAGUUUUUGCGAAAACCGCGGAACGGAUGUGAGGCGCAAUAGAGAGCCUCUUUCAGUCUUCAGUUUGCACCUUCUUAUUUGCGUUGCGAUAUCUGAGUAAGCGUGGAACACGUUUUCUAGUGGGAAAGGCAAUAGGGGCCGGUUGAUGAUUUUACUGAAAUGGACGUGAGAUUUUAUCCACAACCUCCACCACCAUCAGCAACAGAUCCUUCCCGACUGGGACAGUCACACUAUUCGGACUCUCCGUACUGCAAUAAGUACGACAGUGAAAACAUGUUCAUGAGUAUGCCAGAGCCCAGCCAGGACUUUGUGCCAGGGAACCAGUUAUGUUCAUGUUCAGCACAUGACAUAUCUUAUUUCCGCGUGCCUGCCAGUCCCAGCCAGACGCAGCACAGCAACAAACAGGCCGGCGGCCACUGGAAAAGAGAGACCCCUACACACACGGACGGCCACCGUCUGACAUGGCAGUCCUACCCAGUGCCCAGUCUUGGGGACGAAGACUUCAACAUCCCGCCAAUCACUCCCCCCACCCUCCCCGAACACAUGCUGGCACACCUGCCCGAGUCUGAGUCCGGAACAUACCAUCACCUUUGCCCCCCUGUCUCCCAGAACGGACUGCACCCCUUUCACCUGCAAGGAAUGGACCUGCCCGGCAUGUCGGUCCCCAACAUGUUGGGUCAAGAUGGCGGUCUGCUCACCAACUCCCUUUCAGUGAUGCAGCAAAUGGUCAACUCAGACUCGCGUUACGGUGGCCACCCUCAGGUGGAUACGCUUAGACCCAGGGUCCAACCUGGAAUGGUUCCUCAAGGUCAGCUGACCACAAUCAACCAGUCACAACUCAACACUCAGUUGGGUCUGAAUGGCAACAAUGGCACCCAUGGAUCCCCAUCUCCACCAGAGAGCAAGUCAGCCACACCCUCCCCCUCCAGCUCUGUGCAUGAGGACGAUGCAGAUGAUGCUGCCAAGAUGAAUGGGGCAGAGAAGAGAGCAGCCACAGACAUGGCCAAGAAGCCCAAAACCCCCAAGAAAAAGAAAAAGAAAGACCCCAACGAGCCUCAGAAGCCAGUGUCAGCCUAUGCCCUGUUCUUCAGAGACACACAGGCAGCUAUCAAAGGCCAAAAUCCUAAUGCCACAUUUGGAGAGGUUUCCAAAAUAGUGGCCUCCAUGUGGGACGGUCUCGGCGAGGAACAAAAACAGGUGUACAAGAAAAAAACAGAAACCGCAAAGAAGGAGUACCUCAAACAGCUGGCUGCGUACAGAGCGAGCCUCGUGUCUCAGAGUUACAAUGACCCAGGCGAUGUGAAGGCAUCACAGGCCUCUCAGAUGCUCGGGCCCAAGCCACCAGUUUUCUCUGGGGCAGGCCAGUCUCACCCAGGUCUCUACAUGGCUCCUCCGUACCACCAGCAGCCAGGACUCAGUCCCCAUCUGCCCCAGAUGCAGCCAGGCCUAGCCCGAGGUGGCACAUCCCGGCCCAGCGCGCCUAUGAGCAUGGGCAGCAUGGCGGGCUCAUCCCCCCCUCCACUGCAGAUCAGCCCCCCCUUACACCAGCACCUCAAUCUCCACCAGCAACAGCAGCAGCUCAGCAGCCACCCGCUGCCACUGCACUCCCCAUCCAUGGCCCAGGGUUUCCCCCUUCAGGCAGAGUAUCAGAGCAUGGUAAAUGUCACAUCCUCCGCCGGACCUGGCCUGUCCCCUUCAAUGGACUACCGUACCGGCUGCAGGAACGGACCGACCCAGGGCCUGGACUGGACCCCUGACUACUGCGGCAACGGAGCUCUGCAGAGGGACAAAGCCCUGUACCUGACCUGAUCAACAUGUUCAGCCUCACGCUCCUUCACGCUCACAGGACCAAGGCAGUUCCUCAUCCCAGUACAGCUAUUCAGGGCCUGAUUGUUCAGGCCUUACUUUAGACUAGACACAAACCACGCAUCAGCAAAACAACGUUUGAAUGUUUUCUUUCUCAUGGCUCACACUUUAGUGCACCCUAUCGUGGUGGCUUUGCAAUUUCCUUCUAGCUUCUGACAUUCAGACCUUUUGGAUCUUUAAAAUAGAGUUUAAAUCAUCGAAAGCAUGAACAUGUAAAUUGAAUGCUAAAAUUUGUUUAAAUGCAAUCACUUCUCUAAUGAUAUUGACUUUUUACGCCCUACUAUUGUUCCGCGUCCUCGUUGCGUACCUAUUAAGAGGCCGUGUAUGGAAACCCCCUGUAGACGUGUGUUUUAUUGGAGAUUGUUCACGGUUUUUAAGACGUCGCGUAGGUCAAUUUGCCUCGCAGGAAGGUUGUCAAUCCAUCAGUUUCUAAGCACUUACCGCUGCGUGUCAGAGACUCCAAGCUCUCACUGACAAACAGCGGAACGAAAACCAAAACAGAACUUCUUUUUUUGUACAAAGAGGAAAAAAUCACAAUCUGAAAAAAAAAAAGAAUGAAAAAAAAUGCGGAUGAUAUGACUCCUGCUUUCGCCCCACUCUUUUCCACACUCUUUCUCGUCGUAUCAUUCUUCCUCUCUGUAAUGAUCUUUUUUAGUCAACUGCCUUAGAAACAGAGUUCUGUUGUAAGUAUAAAACAGUCGCUCAUAGGAACGUUAUGAACGGCCGGACGGGUUGUUUCAAGCAGCCCUCGUUUCAAGUUGUAAAUAGAAUCUGUGUUACUCCUAGAGUAUAAGAAUUCAACUUUUUUUCUAGUAACAAUGUGAUUUUGAAUUGGACCACACCAGUUCGUUUAAAACUCGAAAAAGGAUAAUUAGCCAAGAGGGGUAGUUUCUUGGCAUCGGAUGUCGCCAUUGAUUGGACCGACAAAAGAGACUAAAGAAGUAUUCUUUUCCCAAGUUUAAUAAGGUAAAGGUUGAUGGCAUCAACCAGCGAGGUGGCAUGAAAUGAUUCAUUAAGGAAAAUACUAAAGAAAAGUUUAUUUUGUAUUACACAAAAUACUUCUUUUGUAUCACUUCUGGCAUAUUGAUUAAUUUCAUCCAAACUAUGUGUAUGAAACUGUCAGAUGCUUAUAUGGUGUUAAUUAGAAGAAACAGUGGCAGAUUGGAGAGUUGCUGUAUAACCCUGGCAUAUGGCUGAUCAUUUACUAUUCCUCUACACUGUGUCUAUAUGAGAUCUUUUUAUGGUACUUGUUUGCGCCUAUUUAUGAAGGAAAAAAAAAUAACUGUAGGUGUUUUUUGAGUAAUUAUGUUAGAGUUCCAGGGAUGUUUUUCUGUUAAUUUGUUUUGACAGAAUUGAUCCAGGCAACAAUGUGAAUAAUUCUUAUUUAGUUUUUAUUGUGUUUGAAAAUAAAUAAAGGCAAACCUGCAUUUUUGUGCAGUAAUUAA
Ctenopharyngodon idella (grass carp) is the source of this 3508-nucleotide messenger RNA. Its product is annotated as thymocyte selection-associated high mobility group box protein TOX-like. NCBI's taxonomy places the organism in Eukaryota, Metazoa, Chordata, Actinopteri, Cypriniformes, Xenocyprididae. Gene Ontology annotation, molecular function: chromatin DNA binding. Bases 357 to 2006 code for a protein of 549 amino acids. The transcript has 11 exons. Gene Ontology annotation, cellular component: nucleus. Gene Ontology annotation, biological process: leukocyte differentiation; regulation of transcription by RNA polymerase II. The record is from RefSeq and is a predicted model, not a curated record.